UGCUGCUUGGAGAGAGGGUGGGUGGGUGGCAGGCUCCUGCUGUGGUGGUAAUGAUGGCAUAGCACCUCCUUUCUGUGGGUAGCUAGAGAAAGUGGCAGUGGACGUAAUUUACUGUGACUUUAUGAAGGCCUUCGAUAAAGUGCCACACAGGAGACUUCUAGAAAAAAUAAGAAGCUACAACAUCGGAGAAAAGUGUUUGCAGUGGAUUGGUGCUUCAGAUAUUAGACGAGAAAGUGGCAGUGGACGUAAUUUACUGUGACUUGAUGAAGGCCUUUGAUAAAGUGCCACACAGGAGACUUCUAGAAAAAAUAAGAAGCUACAACAUCAGAGAAAAGUGUUUGCAGUGGAUUGGUGCUUUUGUGGAGUUCAGAAAACAACGUGUAGUAGUGAAUGGCCAAAAAUCAGAAUGGCAUGAUGCGAAAAGUGGUGUCCUUCAGGGGUCUGUGGUGGGACCUUAUUGUUCAUCCUUUACAUCAAUGAUCUCCCCGAAAUAUUAAAGAAUGGAAGUGAAAUAUACCUGUAUGCAGAUGACACCAAAAUCUACAGACAAAUUAAAACCCAGGAUGACAUGAAGCUUCUUCAAGAGGACAUAGACUGUAUGAGGGAAUGGUCGGAAAAAUGGCUAUUAGUAUUUCAUCCAAAAAAGUGUAAAUCCAUGCGUAUUGGAAAUUGUAAUGUAAGAAAUAAUGGAUAUAGCAUGAAUGAAAAGAUAACAGAAACAAGCUCUGAAAAGGAUAUAGGGGUAAUAAUCGACAGCAAGUUACAGUUCUCAAACCAUCUCAUAGAAAAGGUGUUGAUCAUAUUCUCAAGAGAAGUAGCAUUCCAGUAGCGUUCUGAGGCAGGCUGGGAGAUCAAGGCAGGAUGGCAUCAGAUGGGCCCGUUUGGGAGAGUAAGGCCUACCAGAAAAAGCUGCUGAUUCCAGGCACUAACAAAAGAAAAUUUUUUGGAAUCCUAGAGAAACCUAACGUCCCACCUUCUGUGCCAAAUGUCACUUACAAGAUAUUCCUUUGUGGGAAGACGGCUUCAGGCAAGACUUGGACUAUGAACCGCCUGACAGGACAAGAGGUACCAAGUCAGCAUGUGGAGACAGUUGGUGUGCAGUGCAGUAGUGUCUUUUGGCCAAUGAAAAUUGGCAGCAGACUCAUUCUCUUUCGCCUGGAGCUUUGGGAUGCAGGAGAAGCCAGCACCCGCCAGUACAGCCAUGUGCUACCUGCGUGUCGUGAAGCUGUGGAUGCUAUGCUGGUGUGUUGUUCUGCCAGUGAUCGCGAAGGGUGGAUAGACUUGCCGAGGGCUGUAGCAGAGGCCACACAGCCAGCAGACAGGGCAGCAGUGGCAGUGGUUCUCACAAGGUGGGACCAGUUUUCAAAGCGUGAGAUGACAGAGGCAGAGGUGGAGGCAUUUGAGUCGUCCAGAGGAGUGCCAGUCCUGAGACUCGGCGGCACUCCUACUGAUCCAGCCCAGGAGAUGACACACAUUGCCCCAACGCUCAACUUUUUGUGUCGUCGGCUGUGGCAGCGAGACCAGGAACUCCUUUCCAUCAAGUAAUGAGGCAGAGAGAGAGAGAGAAUAUAUAUAUAUAUAUAUAUAUAUAUAUAUAUAUAUAUAUAUAUAUAUAUAUAUAUAUAUAUAUAUAUAUAUAUAUAUAUAUAUAUAUACACAGUCGUCCUUCAAAUAGUACGGUUUCCAAUAGUACGGUUUCAGUUUUAUGCGGAUUGGCAUGUAAGAAUUUUUUUAGGAUUUUUAAAUUUCCUGCUCGUCGCACCAAGUAGCCAUGGCAUGAGUGGCAACACUGUUCUAUCAAAACACCUGCUGAAUUAUUUUACAUUUUUUUUAAUUUUCGCCGCUUAUAAUGGACUUUCGGCAUUAACAGACUAAGUUCCCCCCAAUUAGUCCAUUAUAUCGAGUGUUUACUGUAUGUAUAUAUA
Eriocheir sinensis (Chinese mitten crab) is the source of this 1925-nucleotide messenger RNA. Its product is annotated as ciliogenesis and planar polarity effector 2-like. The record is from RefSeq and is a predicted model, not a curated record. Gene Ontology annotation, molecular function: GTP binding; GTPase activity. Bases 862 to 1545 code for a protein of 227 amino acids. NCBI's taxonomy places the organism in Eukaryota, Metazoa, Arthropoda, Malacostraca, Decapoda, Varunidae. The transcript has 6 exons.